This is a messenger RNA of Cuscuta campestris, 1751 nucleotides long. The record is from the annotation of a GenBank genome assembly. Lineage: Eukaryota; Viridiplantae; Streptophyta; Magnoliopsida; Solanales; Convolvulaceae.
AAUAAACACUUAUAAUAUAACUUAGAAAACAAGGGGGGGGGGGGGUUGGAUGAAAAGUAAGUAUUUUUUGGUUUUUUAUUUUCUUAUUUGUUUGGUUUUUUUGAUAAAAUGGGGGAAAACAAGCUCUAAAGAUAUUCAACUUCUCCAACUAAAGUAAACCCAAAAAAACACCACCAAGAACCCGAAACAAAAUGAAAAAGAGAACAAACACAAAUCAAACAUUACACGUAUAAUAGGCACGUAGACAAUAUAUUACGUAACUUACGCACUUAAGAAUAGAAAAAAUCAAUCAAAGACCGAGUCAAUUCAUUUCCUUAACCACGAUAUGUAGGACUGUCAACUCUCCACACGGCCCGGAGUCAUGCAAUUCAAAGGCCCGUUUUGAAAUAUACCUUAGAACCCCAACUCUCUAUUCAAGCAUGAGAACAUACUUCCACUAUAAAAAAAAUUUAUAAAAGAGAGAAUCUAUUAUCCAUUCAACUCUCAUACAUAAUCUAUUCAGAAACCGCCAAUACCUUAUGCAUUUUAACAAAUUUUUUCUCCUAAUGAUGAGCACAUUACACAGAUUUCCAUGAACUUCUCAAACCAAUGACGUUUUUUCUAUUCACAUAAAUGAACACAACAUAUUUUCAAUAAAUCAAAAAUUGUUUUUGAGCUUAAACAACCCCAACUUAAUGAAAAUGACAAACAAACACAUGAAAACAUAAUAAUCACUCAAUAACGAAUUUUAAGGAUAAUGAAUCAACUUAUGGGGCUAAGAAGUCCAAAAUUCUUAAAAUCAACAAACACAAGUCACAAAAAAGAUUCACGUAUGAAUUCGGAGUUCAUUUAACUACCUUAUGGAGCUAAAAUAGCUUCAACAAAAACCGAAUUCCACAUACCAACCUACUUAUGAAAUCAAAUUAUACAAUUCAACCAAUUCAACAACACUUGCUCAAUAAUUGAAGAAAAACUAGUUUGAAUCAAUUCUCAUUCAUAAGGGAUUUAAUAUAAACAUAAAAAAAACCCAUAAAGAACACCAACCAUUUUUGGAAUAUUUGGAACAAACACAACAAACAAAAAAUGUAAAAUUAAAUAAAAAACAAACUUUUACAUAGAAUUGGGGAAGAAAAGAUAAAAUUGACAAAUAAGAGUUACCAAUUGUUGAAGAAGAUGAACUAAUUGAAGAAAUUGGAGCUGUGAUGGAGGAACAACUGGAGCUGGAGCUGCUGCGCGUCUGCCGGCCGUUCGCCGCGCCGCCUUCCACCAUCGCCGGCGACCACCAUAGCAGCGGCCAAGCCGCUGCUUUAUUCUCGUGUUUUUUUUCCUUUUCUUGUUGCAAUUCAUCUUCAGUUUAUAGGAGAUUAAGAGUGAACGACCUUCAAUUUCUUCCCAUUGGAGCGUGUGGGCGAAUUGAAUGGAGAGACGUUGGAGAAGAUAUGCGUUGAAUGCUUCGCCGGUCGAACAUGGAGCGUUUACUUCGCAGUUGCCAUGAAGAAGAAGUUGCGUUUCUUUUUUUUUUUUCUUUCUUGUGCGAAUCAGGAGAGCAAUGGAUGGGCCAAUUAACUUGUUUUGAUGAUGGGUUUGGGCUCUGGCCCAAAUUCAAUCUCCUUUUUCCAAACUUGAAUUGCAAUUUGGUCUUUUGCUACACUUUUCACCAAAAAAUAAGAUAUCUGAUAAUUUUGGGUUAGGAAAAAUAAAAAUAAUAGAAUGUAAAAAAAAUGAUUAAAAAAACUACUAUUUAUGAAAGAAAAUAAAAGAUUGUAAGAAUU